Molecule: messenger RNA, 848 nt
Organism: Hydractinia symbiolongicarpus
Lineage: Eukaryota; Metazoa; Cnidaria; Hydrozoa; Anthoathecata; Hydractiniidae
Product: collagen alpha-1(X) chain-like
Exons: 8
Coding region: 93-689 (198 amino acids)
Source: RefSeq, a predicted model, not a curated record
CGAAUUAGCCGUAUAGAGGGAACGGGGAAUUGCAGCUUACAUCGUUACACAAAGAACAAAACUGAAAAAGUUACAGAGAACUUGGUGACGAGAUGAAGAUGUAUUUGACAUUGAUCCUUCUCUUAUUUGGUUUUGCUGCUGUCCAUUGCACAUGGCGUAUACGUCCCUGCUACAACGAGUUUUUAGAGAGAACUCGAGGUCAGAAGGGUGAUCCAGGAGUGGACGGAAUGAAAGGUCAGAAAGGGGAGAUGGGAGCUGGCGUCGGAGAAAAGGGCAACAAAGGACAACCUGGCCAAGGAGCAGGUAUCAUGUUUCCAGUAAAAGGUGAACCUGGUGACUACGGAAUUUCUGGGAUUGACGGUGGAUAUGGAUAUAAAGGAAUCAGAGGAGAUCCAGGACUUGAUGGAUGGAAAGGACAACGAGGUCCAAUCGGAGAAAUUGGUCCGAUGGGACAGAAGGGUGAAAAUGGACUACCAGGUUUUACAGGUCCAAAAGGCCACAGAGGAUUUUCUGGUCCACCUGGAACAAUCGGAUUACCUGGUUUUCCCGGACUAGUAGGGUGGAAAGGAGAAAAAGGAAGAAAUGGUGAUACUAGUGAGGAUUUGAAGAUUCUGAGCGGCACGGUUCAAUUAUUACUGCAGGUAGCACUGAAAUUGAAGAAAAAUGUUGUAAAAGGCCGUAUACAAUAACUGAUGACAAACACAAGUCGAUAGUCUAAAGUAUAUAUAGUCUGUGUUAUAAUUUGUAAAGUAAAAGAAAUUACUCAAACAUACACGAAAUUUUCUUAUAUUUACUGAUAUCAUUAAUCUUGUGAUUUGAUCUAUGUUUUAUAUAUAAUUUACCUGCAA